AUGCCCUCCAAAAAAUCCUCCUGGAUCGCCCUCGGCUGCGAAGGCUCCGCUAACAAGCUCGGCAUCGGCCUCAUCCGCCACACCCCAACCUCCGCCACCAUCCUCUCCAACCUGCGACACACAUUCAUCUCCCCGCCCGGCACGGGCUUCCUCCCCAAAGACACGGCCCUGCACCACCGCACCGAGUUCGUCGCCCUCGCCCGCCGCGCCAUCGCCGAGGCUGGCAUCUCCCCCGCCGACGUCGACUGCAUCUGCUUCACCCAAGGGCCCGGCAUGGGCGCCCCUCUCACCAGCGUAGCUAUCGGCGCGCGAACCCUGGCUCUACUCUGGGAUAGACCUCUUGUGGGCGUCAACCACUGUGUCGGCCACAUCGAAAUGGGCCGCGAGGUCACCGGCGCCGACAACCCCGUCGUGCUGUACGUCAGCGGCGGCAACUCCCAGGUGAUUGCCUACGCCGAGAAGCGCUACCGCAUCUUUGGCGAGACGCUCGACAUCGCCGUCGGCAACUGCCUCGACCGCUUCGCCCGCGUGCUCAACAUCAGCAACGACCCCGCGCCGGGCUACAACAUCGAGCAGCUGGCCAAGAAGGGCAAGCAGCUGCUCGAGCUGCCCUACAUCGUCAAGGGCAUGGACUGCUCCUUUUCCGGCAUCCUCACCAGCGCAGAGGCCCUGGCCGCGCAGCUGCUGGAGCGCGGGCCCGACGGCGCGGGCUUCACCGUCGAGGAUCUCUGCUUCUCCCUGCAGGAGACAAUCUUUGCCAUGCUGGUGGAGAUUACGGAGCGGGCCAUGGCACACGUGGGCAGUAGCCAGGUCCUUAUUGUCGGCGGCGUGGGCUGCAACGAGCGAUUGCAGGACAUGAUUGCGAGCAUGGCUCAGGAGCGAGGCGGCAGUGUCUUUGCCAUGGAUGAGAGGUUCUGUAUCGACAAUGGCAUCAUGAUUGCGCAUGCUGGCUUAUUGGCCUAUAGAACGGGGUUCCGGACGCCGCUUGACGAGAGCGUGUGUACGCAGAGGUUUAGAACAGAUGAUGUAUAUGUCGAAUGGAGGGAUUAA
Molecule: messenger RNA, 1050 nt
Organism: Trichoderma atroviride IMI 206040
Lineage: Eukaryota; Fungi; Ascomycota; Sordariomycetes; Hypocreales; Hypocreaceae
Cellular component (GO): EKC/KEOPS complex; cytoplasm
Source: RefSeq, a predicted model, not a curated record